GACUGUCUGUAAAUCGCUCGGAAAAAUGGCAGAAACCGCUCCAGCCCCGGCUGCUGCCGCUCCGCCGGCCAAAGCGCCCAAGAAGAAGUCCGCUGCUAAAGCCAAGAAAGCAGGUCCAGGCGUCGGUGAGCUGAUCGUCAAAGCCGUGUCCGCGUCCAAGGAGAGGAGCGGCGUGUCCCUCGCCGCGCUGAAGAAAGCUCUCGCCGCCGGCGGCUACGACGUGGAGAAGAAGAACUCCCGCGUCAAGCUCGCCAUCAAGAGCCUGGUGACUAAAGGCACCCUGGUGCAGGUCAAAGGGACCGGCGCCUCCGGCUCCUUCAAGCUCAGCAAGACCGAGACCAAGAAGAAACCGGCCAAGAAAGCGGCUCCUAAAGCCAAGAAGCCCGCGGCCAAGAAACCCGCUGCUGCCAAGAAGCCAAAGAGCGCAGCGGCAAAGAAGCCCGCCGCUAAGAAAUCGCCCAAGAAGGCCAAGAAACCCGCCGCUGCAGCCGCUAAGAAGGCGACGAAGAGCCCCAAGAAGGCAAAGAAGCCGGCAGCGCCCAAGAAAGCAGCCAAGAGCCCCAAAAAAGCCAAGACUACCAAACCCAAGGCGGCCAAGCCUAAAGCUGCAAAGCCUAAAGCUGCAAAGCCUAAAGCAGCAAAACCCAAAAAGGCAGCUCCCAAGAAGAAGUAAACAUUUACGGUUUUAUUCCCCAACGGCUCUUUUCAGAGCCACCCACAAACUCUAGAAAAAGAGCAAAAGUGCAGUUUGAUUUUGCAGUUUGAAGUAAAUUAUUGUGAGUAUUAUACACUCACUGUUUUGUUGACAGAAUGAAGGAAAGCCACAAAGUUAUUCACGUUUAUUAAUAUGAGCAGCUUAAUGGAUCAUCGAUCUAAAUUUAAAUAGGUUAAAAUCAAUAUUUACUAAUGCUUUUUGCACUGACAUUUAAAAAAAAUAAAAAAAUCUCUUUCAACCCUCCAUCACAAUUUCUUUGUUGUGUGUUUAGUCUAAAAUGCAGCACAAUCCGAAUGCAGGCUAUGGAGGUGUGGCUUUGGCGGUGGGUGUUGGAG
Messenger RNA from Onychostoma macrolepis, 1050 nucleotides. Its product is annotated as histone H1-like. Gene Ontology annotation, molecular function: DNA binding; structural constituent of chromatin. The transcript has a single exon. Gene Ontology annotation, cellular component: nucleosome. Gene Ontology annotation, biological process: nucleosome assembly. NCBI's taxonomy places the organism in Eukaryota, Metazoa, Chordata, Actinopteri, Cypriniformes, Cyprinidae. The record is from RefSeq and is a predicted model, not a curated record. Bases 26 to 673 code for a protein of 215 amino acids.